Molecule: messenger RNA, 186 nt
Organism: Laccaria bicolor S238N-H82
Lineage: Eukaryota; Fungi; Basidiomycota; Agaricomycetes; Agaricales; Hydnangiaceae
Exons: 2
Coding region: 1-186 (61 amino acids)
Source: RefSeq, a predicted model, not a curated record
AUGUUCCCAAACCUUCGUCACGCCACCAACUACACCCCAGCUGUCUCCAACGCAAGUCCGUUGUUGAACUACAACGUUCUUUUGUUGAUCUGCAAGCGGCCUCAACAACUUAUCGCCUCCAAUCCACGUUCCCAAGGCUCGACACGACGUAUCGACGUCUGCCAAACUCCCUUGGGAUGUCGUUGA